AGAAGUAGAACCUUCAAUACCCUGCAUGAAAAAGCGCCCGCUUCUGCAGAGGAUUGCCGAAUUCACUGUCGCCCCACUUGCAAUGGAGGACAGUGACCAUGAAAUUCCAUCUUCAUCAGACGAGCGGGACUCCUGUCCCGUCUCCCCAAAGCCAAGCGGGAACCAUGAUGGCGACCAGCAUUCCAGCCACUCCGAAGACUCCGAGCUGGAGAACAUUAUGCAAGAGCCCUGCCCUCAUGUCCAACAUGAGCAUGACCACAGUCCGCAGCAGCGCCAUCUUGGCCAAGAGGCUCACGAUGCAGACAGGGCGGCCGAGGGUCAAGACCUUCCCCACACCCCGUCCUCUUUGCGCCCCCCUGUGUUGGGUACGGCCCAGUCGGAUUGGGGUUCCGAACCCGCUUUACCUCCUCCGAGUGUGGACUUUGACUUGCCCUUCCCCGUCAGUCCCUCCAGGCCCAAAAGUCCAUGGGCCCGUUUUGACCCGUACAGCAAUAACGAGGAUCAGGACAAGGAAUACGUGGGUUUUGCAACACUUCCCAACCAGGUGCACCGCAAGUCAGUCAAGAAAGGAUUUGACUUCACCCUAAUGGUGGCGGGCGAGUCUGGCCUCGGAAAAUCCACCCUGGUCAACAGUCUCUUCCUCACAGAUCUUUACAAAGACAGAAGGCUGCUCAAUGCCGAAGAACGAAUCAUUCAAACAGUCGAAAUCACCAAGCACACUGUUGACAUUGAGGAAAAAGGAGUCAAACUGAAGCUGACUAUUGUGGACACCCCGGGCUUUGGCGAUGCGGUUAACAACACAGAAUGCUGGAAGCCAGUGGCCGACUACAUCGACCAGCAGUUCGAGCAAUACUUCAGGGAUGAAAGCGGCCUCAACCGCAAAAACAUCCAGGACAACCGCGUGCACUGCUGCCUCUACUUCAUCUCCCCCUUCGGCCACGGCCUUCGGCCACUGGACGUGGAAUUUAUGAAAGCCCUGCACGAGAAGGUUAAUAUUGUUCCAGUGUUGGCCAAAGCAGACACGCUCACCCCGAGUGAGAUCAAGAAGAAGAAAUUAAAGAUCAGAGAAGAGAUCGAGCUAUGUGCUAUUAAGAUAUACCAAUUCCCCGACUGCGACUCUGACGAAGAUGACGACUUCAAGCAGCAGGAUUACGAGCUGAAGGAAAGCAUUCCAUUUGCCGUCAUCGGCAGCAACAUCGUGGUGGAAGCCAAAGGGAAGAGGGUGCGAGGUCGUCUGUACCCUUGGGGCAUCGUCGAAGUUGAAAACUCGGCGCACUGUGACUUUGUGAAGUUGCGCAACAUGCUGGUUCGAACGCACAUGCAGGACCUGAAGGACGUGACCCGAGAGACCCACUAUGAAAACUACAGAGCCCACUGCAUCCAGAGCAUGACCCGCAUGGUUGUGAAAGAGCGGAACCGCAAUAAGCUAACCAGGGAGAGCGGCACCGACUUCCCCAUCCCCGCAGUGGGCGACAUGACCGACAGUCAGACGGAAAAGCUGAUCCGGGAAAAAGACGAGGAGUUGCGGCGCAUGCAAGAGAUGCUGCAGAGGAUUCAGGGCCAAAUACACACCAAGAAGGACGCCUACUGACACGCCGUGUUGCCCGCUUGGACUUUCGCCUCCCAUCCCGUCCCAACGACCUCAUCAACCUCAUCGGUGCCCAUCGUGGCACUCGGCAGGAUGAGGUAAGAAAGCGCCACUCUGUAAAUGGGAUUGGAAAAAACAACUGAGACGCUUGUUCCAAAAUGUCAAUGAAUCCAUUUCUCACCUAAACCUGUCAAACGUUUGUUUGUUUUUUUGAAGGGCAUGUGUUUUUUUUUUUCAUUUUCCUGGUGCAGGUUUUGUUUUUUUACUAUAGGUCAAUGUGACCUUAUCAAAUCUGUCAUGUCUUUUUUUUUUUUUUUUUUUAUACAACACCCCAAAAAUUGUCCUACGGAUUGUCUGCGGAAAACUAUUUGGCAAAACUGUUCAUCAUGCUUUGUAUGAGUUGAAUGAAUGAAGAUUGUUUUUUGGAUUUCAAGUUGAAAGUGCCACAGUGUUGUGUUCGUGGCAACACAUGCAGGUGCCGCUCAAUCAAUUACAGUAUUGGAGACAUAUUUAUUUAGUUCAAAAAAUGGUAGUGAAAACUUUGCAGAAGGACAAUUCCUACCUGAUUUCUACAUGAUAGAAAUACAUUUGAGUUUUGUUUUUUUUUCUAAACUAAACAACUUCCUAAAUUUUGUCCUCCCUAUAUUGGAAUUGAGAUGCAUCUGUGUAUCGGAAUGUUACAUAUCAUAAACGCAACACUGCCUGUCAUGCUAUUUUUUUUUUUUUUUUUUAAAUUCCGAUGGAUAGAAAAGCAUGUUUUUGUAUGGCCUCAAAAGUUCAGAGAUCCAUGAAAACCAUUCAACCAGUUAAGUCGCGAAAGAUAUGAACAGACAAAUGUUACUGUAACAACUUGCCAAACUUGACGCUGUUUUGUUUGCCUUUCACAACAUAUGUGAACCAUGUUAUUUAUGGGCAUUGAAGAAAUGUAUAAAACAAUCUGCUUAAUUAUGAUGACAGGAAUGGAGUUUUUGGGUGGAGUUUUUUUUUUUUUUUUUUGGUACCACUUGAAGUGAAAUCUUGUGUUACGACAAAUAGUAAUGUUGCCAUUUUAGUCCAUUAUCUUCCUGGACUAUUAAAGAGAAACAUUAUAUUAUUGAGUUAACAUUUUGAAUGUUUUACUAAACAUUGUGAUUAUGAACCUCAUUUGUUAUUCAUCACAACUUCCUGUUUUUUUUUUCCUUUUAUCUCUGGCAACCUUUACUUUUGUGUCUUUAUAUUUUAUUUUUUUUUAAUGCUUCUAUGAUAUUUAUGUUAUAUCUAAAUUGCAAAUGGAAUGGCUGGGAAAAAAUAUGCAAAAAAAAGAAUAAAUCCAGUGCUAAUAAAAGUAUAAUUUCA
Molecule: messenger RNA, 2923 nt
Organism: Hippocampus comes (tiger tail seahorse)
Lineage: Eukaryota; Metazoa; Chordata; Actinopteri; Syngnathiformes; Syngnathidae
Gene: septin4b
Product: septin 4b
Exons: 13
Coding region: 26-1591 (521 amino acids)
Molecular function (GO): GTP binding
Source: RefSeq, a predicted model, not a curated record